Messenger RNA from Mytilinidion resinicola, 684 nucleotides. RefSeq lists its product as uncharacterized. The record is from RefSeq and is a predicted model, not a curated record. The coding region runs from base 1 to 684 and encodes 227 amino acids. The transcript is spliced from 2 exons. Lineage: Eukaryota; Fungi; Ascomycota; Dothideomycetes; Mytilinidiales; Mytilinidiaceae.
AUGUCUGAAAACCAACCCAAUCAGCCCUCGUACUUUGAGUCUAUCGCGUUCGCUGGGAUUGGAGAUGGGAUCACGGAAGCUCUCGGUCUCGACGAAUACGCACCGUUCUAUGAACUCGGAUCCAGCGUCCCCGAUCCUGGAAAUAAAUUUGACUGGGUGAUUGUGUCCGACGAAAUGCCAGACUCCGCUGAGCCCGACGAUUGGACUUGUUCCCAGGGCAUUCCUGAUGUUAUCAUGACUGGCUUCACAUCUGACCAUUUGCCCAUGGAACGUCCGGGCUCAAGCCUCCGCAGCUCUUGCACUGGAAUGCGUUCGCAGGACCACCCUAACCUUUCUGGUUACGAUCCCAUAGGUGCCUCCAUGAUGCCAACAACUGGACUCUGGACCGAGCAAAAUAAGUUAGAUGGAGAUUCGAAUUAUUUCAAAAGCGGUACCAGGGGCAUGAUGAUCAGAAUUUCUUCAGGAGGUGUUGUCACUCCGGAGAAGAUGGUGACUAGCUCCCUUGAUCUCAUCUACACUGCCGCGUCCAACACUGGAAAGCCAUUGAGUGCAGAUGCACCAGAAGCCGACUUGUUCGGUAUAGCGCAAGAUAUUGAGCCCCUACCCGAGCAGCCCAAUCGCCUACGCCGGCCUUACCGACGGUCAAAAUUCCCCUUGAAAUCAAUUGCGAUCCUCGAGACUUAG